AUGAAGGGUCCUCUGCGUGGAGGAAUGUUCUCCCGGCAUGUCAAACGGCACCCCGGACUCGUUCCCCUCAUUGGCUUCAUCAGUGUGGGUCUGGGCAGUGCAGUCCUGUACCUGCUGCGGCUGGCACUGUACAGCCCAGACGUCAGCUGGGACCGAAAGAAUAAUCCUGAACCCUGGAAUAAGCUGAGCCCCACAGACCAGUAUAAAUUUCUGGCAAUUUCCACUGACUACAAGAACCUCAAGAAGGACCGUCCCAGUUUCUGA
This is a messenger RNA of Cinclus cinclus, 264 nucleotides long. RefSeq names its product NDUFA4 mitochondrial complex associated like 2 (gene COXFA4L2). The record is from RefSeq and is a predicted model, not a curated record. Bases 1 to 264 code for a protein of 87 amino acids. The transcript is spliced from 4 exons. NCBI's taxonomy places the organism in Eukaryota, Metazoa, Chordata, Aves, Passeriformes, Cinclidae.